Messenger RNA from Arabidopsis thaliana (thale cress), 3260 nucleotides. RefSeq lists its product as uncharacterized. The coding region runs from base 198 to 2249 and encodes 683 amino acids. The transcript is spliced from 8 exons. Lineage: Eukaryota; Viridiplantae; Streptophyta; Magnoliopsida; Brassicales; Brassicaceae. The record is from RefSeq and is marked reviewed.
UUUUUAGACUAGAAUAACAAUUAACGUAUUUUACGAAUGGAGUAUAAAACAAUGCAAUCAUUGAGAAAUCGCACAAGAUUCAAGUGCGCAGGGUAAGCUAUCCUGCGCACCCACCCAGCAACUAGGCGGAGCUUAAAACUACCGACUAAAACCGAAGCUUUCAAAAUCCAUCCGUUAAAAACUGGUUUCCCGAUCAAAUGAACGGCCUCGAUUUCUUCUUCUCCCCCUCGCCAAUUGUCGAUACAUCCACAGGAAACAACGGCGGGGAUGAUGAUUGGGGAGAUUUCGUCGACUCUUCCGAUGCUUUCGAUUCAGAUCGCAACGGUGCUGAUUCAUCACAUAAUCGGAUCGAGUCGGAGAAGAAGAGUCAGGCGAAUUGGGUUACUUCUCGUGGUCCAGUGCCACUCUCUGUGUUCGGAGAAGAAGAAGAAGACGAUACAGAAUCAAGUGCGUCGGUUCCAUCGUUUGGAUUCUCAUUCGAUUCGUUUUCCAGUAAACGCAAUGAUAGCAACGGAUCUGUGAAUAGAGUAGUGGAUUCGAAUACAAAUCAUACUGUUGAAAUUAGUGGUUUGAUCCCAAAUCUGUAUAGAAAGAACGGACAUAGUGAUAACAAUCAUGGGAAUUCAGGUGGAUUCAAUGUAGAUCUCUCAAGUUCGAAUCGUAAAAUCGAGAAUUCAGCUGUUAGCUUGGAGACGAAUCCUUUGAAUUUGGGUACAGAAAGGUCUGUCAAGGCGAGCAAUGUGCUGAAUUCAAGUACUAUUGAGGUCACAUUGGAUCCAAAUUAUUCAGAUUUGGGAUUUGCCGAUAAAAGUGACGAUGAUCUUGAUGGUUGGGAGUUUAAGACUGCUGAGUCUAUGUUUGGAACUCUUGGUGGAAGUUAUAAGGAGGAACGAGAGAAAGCGGUCCAGAAUACAGCGGAUGUAAGUUCAGGUGUUUGGAGUUCACCUGCUAUAAAUGGAACAGGUCCAAAUUUUGAUACUGCUAAAGUAGAUGCAGUUAAGUUAGUGGCUGAACGGGAAAAUGGAGAUGAUGACCCUUGGGACAAUGGCGGAUGGGAGUUUAAGGUUGCUGAAGCGAAAGAGCCAAAGCGCGAUUUAACUAACAAGGAAUCUAACGGCUGGGGGUUCGGAUUUGGUUUUGAACCCGUUUCUAAACUUGAAACAACCAACUCUUUUCAAUCAAGUGUUGAGAAAGAGACGAAAAAGAUGGAAAAUGGCUCGAUUUCCUUUCCAAGCAAUGGAGAUGUGAAUUCUGGAGGAACUUCUUGGGCCUUUAAGCAGCCAUCUUUGGAAAUUGGAAACGAGAAAGAGGAAAAGGAAGUACAGACAGGCAAGCCCAAGGGAGUCUUGCCAUUGUCCUUUUUCGAGGAUGAGAAAUCGGAAACCUCUGACACUUUGGUUCAUGAAGAUAGUUUUGUUUUAGCCAGCGAUUUUCCUGUGAGAGAGAAAACUAAGGCUCCAAGUCCAACUGUGUCCAUCAGUGACUUAAUAUCCAGAUUAUACAGUCAGGUGGAGGAGAAGAAUGCUGUUAAUAUUUUAGAAAACUCUGCAACUGCUUCUAAUGAAGUAAAUGGUGAGGAUGAUUCAUGGGAAUUUCAGGGCCCCAAAAUGCCCAUAACAGAUUCAGGCAUAGCAGAAGGUGCUGAUGAUUUUGACAGUACUUGGGAGUUUCAAGGGCCUUCUCCAGCCUUGAAAAUGUCUGACGUCACAGAAGUUGUCGAUGAGUUUGACGAUGAUUCAUGGGAGUUUCAAGGUCCAACACAGCCUGUGAAAGAUUCCAUGUCGAGGAUAGGAGAUAAUGGUUUGUGGGAAUAUAAACAUAGUUCUGUCGAAAAUGAAGUUGGGAAUCAAUCCUCUGUUCCAAAUGGUUUUGGAGAAUUGCAUGAUAAAACAGUAAUUCGGAUAGAGCCUAAUGAUUACCAAGAUCUCUUUCAUAAGCUGAAGAUUGAAUUAUACCACAUUGCUCUAUAUCAUCUCGAGAAAUUAAAGGAAGCUCGUGACAAGGCUGCGGAUUCUGAUGAAGUUCAAAAAUGCGACAGUGAAAUCGAGGAUCUGCAAAACUUGCUGAACAAUGAUGUUUUGAUCAGUGGAGUCAACCUAGAAAGUCUUCAACCAGGAUCUUCUGGCAUGACUGAACUUUAUAAGGCUCUCCAGGAGCCAAAGUUUCGAGAACUUGAUUCAGAAGAUCUCCUGACAGAGAGAUUGUUAUCAGUUAAGUUCUGUCGGAGUUCUCGGUGCCCUGUAUAUUGAGAUGAAUGGUUUUAACGUGAAAUAUUUACACUGAAGAAAUAAUGAACAUUUUUUCAUAGGCAGAGAAGGACUGGAAAUCAACAAUCGAACUACUCAAACACGCCACACUGACCCUGAAGAUCAUAAACUUGGGUUCUCUUGAGCAACAGUCGAAAUACGCUUCAACUUGGUUUGAAAUUUCUUCGACCUGUGCUCAAGAAUUGCGACAUGCUGCAUCCAUUUGGAAGCAGGUGAUUAAAAAUGAUGUCCAAGAAGAAAUCCUAUCUAAACCUCAAGGGAAGAGCUAUGCUCUCUCAGUGGGAGAAAUUUACAGAGUAGUAAAAAUUCUGAGAGCAUCAACCAGAUUAUAUAAACCGUGGAUUUUAUUAGCUCCAACAUCAUCCAAUGUGUUGGCUGUUCUGGAUGAGUGUUUGAAGUUGUGGUUGAGCUCUGGGCUAGUAGAAGCUCUGCUGAAUAGUCAUGACGAUUCUGCCGAUCAACUUCUAGAAUCAAUCAAGUAUAUAAACGAAGUUGACGCUUUCACGCUCUACACGUGCAUCACCUCAGCCACAUCACCCACAUGUUACAUUUCUGGGCUAAAUACUGACAUAGUACCAGGAAUCAAGACGGUGGAGUGGAACGGAGAGCAUUACUUGCUACCUCUUGCGAAUAUAUGGGCCAAUCUGAUCAGCCGCGAUCCACCGAACCUUCCUGGCCACCAUUUUCCUAUUGUCUCUUAGAAUAAAGAAGAAACAUACACUACACUCAUAACUCACCCGGCAAGCUAUUCUCACCGCAGAGCAUUUUCGACCAAAACAAAUAUACACCUAUACUUAUUUGUUUAUAAUGUUUGAUUUGUUUUGGUCGUUGUAUUGUAAUUUAUAUCGAAUGGGUUUGGGUUUCAUUAAUUGAGAAUAUUCCCAGGUUUUACGGAGGAUUUAUUUUUGUAUCGAACGAAGCAAUAAGUCAGUAUAAUGAUUUCAUUUAUUUUUACAAUGUCACAGUAAAAUCUUCCAACGUAAUGGUGUUCUG